GGCGGAGUGUCGCUCAGUCCGGGACGCGGCGCCGCUCCUCUCCUACCUCCUACCUGUCUGUCCGGACCGACAACAUGGAUCCGGAGAAGGAGAAAGCGGAUGUCAGUCUGUACGUGGGCGAGGAUUUAUUCAACAGAUCAACAGAGCCGAUACUGACCAAGAUAGGAAACGCUGAUUCGUCACCACUGGAUCGAGACCCGAACGGCAUAAACGCGCAUUUGAAGGUCAGUUUCGAGGAUGUGAUCGCAGAACCCGCCUCCUCUCAGAGCUUCGAUAAAGUGUGGAUAGGAAGCAAUGCCGCGUUUGAGCUGGUCAAGUUCAUCUUCUACCGGGUGCUGUCCACCCUGCUGGCCGUGCCCGUGGCCUUCAUGCUGGGGCUGAUGUUCGGAGUGCUGAGCUGCAUCCACAUCUGGAUACUGAUGCCUUUCGUCCGGAGCUUCAUGACAUUGCUACCAUCCAUGCAGAUGGUGUGGAGAACUGUGACCGACCUGUUCAUCACACCACUUUUCCAAAGCAUUGGCAAGAGCUUUUCGUCCAUCCAGGUCACAGCCACAGAGUAGCUGACGUGAGGAAGUUGACGUGUCAAUAUUGGGCCUGAGCAGAGAGGUCAUGUGACCUUUCUUGUCAUCCUAUUAAUAAGUGACUUUGGGGUUGAUGGAAAAAAAAGUGUGAUGUGCUGAGCUGCGUUACAUCUGCUUUGUAUACAUUUUGCAGCUCCAGAUUGAAGAAAAUAUGAUAAGAUUGUCUAAUAAUUUUCUUCUGCUUUUUAAAGAUGAAUAUAUUUACUAAGGUCGGGGGCUUUAUUUUUACAUGUAGCCUCAAAGGAAACUGUAUGUUGAAAAUAACAAGUCUUGUUUUAACUUAUUGUCACAUACUGUGCUAUUAAUUUUUUUUUUUCUGACUCUGUCUCCGGCGACACUUGCACAGUGAAUUUUUAUGGCGGUGUAGCUCCAGUACGGGCAGCAGGAAGCUCUAAUAAAAAGAAA
Molecule: messenger RNA, 986 nt
Organism: Synchiropus splendidus (mandarinfish)
Lineage: Eukaryota; Metazoa; Chordata; Actinopteri; Syngnathiformes; Callionymidae
Gene: cav2
Product: caveolin 2
Exons: 3
Coding region: 75-560 (161 amino acids)
Biological process (GO): positive regulation of MAPK cascade; insulin receptor signaling pathway; caveola assembly
Cellular component (GO): caveola; cytoplasmic vesicle; perinuclear region of cytoplasm
Molecular function (GO): protein kinase binding; molecular adaptor activity
Source: RefSeq, a predicted model, not a curated record